AGUCUACUUUGUUUUGGCGGGAAAACGUCAAAUUAUGUAAACAUUUCCUGUUCGGCUGUAGUGUAGAACUAGAAGACGGAAUCAUGGCUCCGACUAAGAGUUUUGAAAGACGAUAUGCAAAGCGGGAAACAAAACAACGGACAUUUACAUUUGUUCGAAACUGGAAGAAUGUUGCACCUGAAAGUCAGCAAAACAUUCAAGAAACAAAUGGAACGCAGCUGAAUGAGCGUGCCAUAAUAUCUCCGGUGCCUCAGAUUUUCAGUGACAGUGACAACCUAUCAACUUCGGACAUCGUUAACCAGAGUCCUGUACCCAUUAUUAUCAGUCAUGUUGCAAAUCAAAGUCAACACCUGCAGAAUGAUGAAGAUGAUGAAGAAGAUGAAGACGAUGAUGAUGAUGUUAAUAAUAAUGUUGAAAAUGGUGAUGAUGCUCAUAAGGAUGAUGUCGUUUCACCCAAAAAACCUCAAGUACCCAAUUCUUUUAAAUCUCCCAAGAGUGUCCGGUCCCAAACUAGACAACAAAAAACAAAGUCUGCCACAGACAUGUCCCUAACACAUUCUUCACUCCGGGAUGAUGUCGGUUCACCCGAAAAACCUCAAGAACCAGAUUCUUUUAAAUCUCCCAAGAGUGUCCGGUCCCAAACGAGACAACAAAAAACAAAGUCUGCCACAGACUUGUCCCUAACACGUUCUCCACUCCGGGAAAAUGUCACAAUUCAGAAGCAGACGAAGAGAUCAACAAAAGAACAAACACCCAACCCCGAUGGUAAUGUGCACAUCACUACCAAAAGGGCUGAAAGUGACGGUAGUGUAUCCUUGACUACCAGCAGAAACAGUUCAGUGGUGUUAAAGGGUAAAAGUGUGAGUGCAUCAUUAAGUAAUAAAGAACCGAGGAAGGUGUCUGUAGGCCGCACCCAUUGUGAUAAUCAUAACGACGUGAUAGCCAGUACACCAAGUAGUCUGUGGAAAGCAAGAAGAGUUACUGGAUGUUCUAAGAAACACAUUACACAACCCACGUCUAGUGGUAUUUCUACAAAAAAGAAUAAUUCCUUGGUUAUGGUAACAAGCACACCAAUGGAACCAGUAAAAAAGACCACUGUUACCAGGGCAAUGGGUCAUCAGAACAGACAGCAAUCUACCGAUGGAGCUAAAGCAGUCCGGAGAAAUGAGCCAUUACAGGAUGAUGAAGACAGUGUUCGAUGUGGUACUGACGUCCUUGACCUUGAUAUAAUUUAUGAAUGCACUGAGGAAACGGAACAAGAAGUCUUAGAAGAAGCCAUCUCCCAGACAUGUGUGAAUGCGGCAAAGAAAGUUUUGGAUGUCACCAGAAAAGAGCUAAGAAAAACAAUGUCACAGAUACAUCAGAUCAAGUUGCAGAAAGCCCAAGUACAGAAGAAAAAAAGUAACGUGAAGAGACUUAGAGCAGAUCUUCGUGAAAUACAACAGACUAAAACAAGGUUGAAGUCAAAGGUCACUAAUCUCCGGAAGCGAUGUCAUGUAGAUAAAGAUCUGCUGCUGAUCAGUAAUUGGCUGUGUGAUUUCAGCAAGUUCCAGAAACAGUGGUUUAACAGCCCGGCAUCAAAAGAACGACAGAUAAUUGAAGCUGUACAGGCAGUGUGAUAAGAAUGCAGACGGUGAUCUUUAUUGCUAGUGUUUAAAAGCCACAAGUGAAAUAGAGAACGAUCUUCGACGCAUAUUGUGUCCCUUGAAACACUACACAUUUCAUAAUACGAGGAAUGAAUGACCAAACGAUUUUCUCAGAAUUCUUAUAUGUUUGGUACCACUAAAAUAAUUUUUCUUUCCUUUUUCCUUAAUGAAAUUUCUUCUUUUAAAUCCUCAUCCUUUUUAAGACCCAUCAAUUUUCCAUUUUGUUUGGUACGGUCUUUAUUGUCUGUGGAAUGUGUUUUCACCACUUGACAAUUGAACUAAGAUAAAAUCUUAUUGACCACUAUAGGGCUUGUUAUAGCAGCCUGAGAAAAGCAAAAAGCAAUCCAUUUUUAGACCUAGUAUUUGAAAUACAUAGACGUCGAAAGAUGAUAACAAUGGAGGAGUUAUAUAUCAAUUUGAUUUUCAAUGGGGAGUGGGGAGAGGCAAUGCAUUAUUGUUAAGAGUUGACAAUACCAGUGCCUCAAUGAUCCUCAUGCUUCAGAGGCCUGUACUAAUGAAAUAAAAAUUGACCUUCUAAAAACGGGGGGGGGGGGGGGGGGUAUAUGUGGAGAACAUUGUACCAUUCUUGAGUUUCUUUAUAUGUGUAUAACCUGAACAACUAUUUUCAAAUUAUAUCGGUGUCUGCAUGCCAUAAUGUAUUCUGAUAACUAUUGUGAUAGAGGGUCACCUGGACAUAAAAUAUCAUUUGCUCAUCAGAUCCACUUGCAGAGACCAAAAGUUUGUUUAACAACACCACUAGAGCACAUUGAUUAAUUAAUCAUCAGCUAUUGGAUGUCAAACAUUUGGUAAUUCUGACUCGUAGUCAUCAGAGGAAACCCGCUACAUUUUUUCUGAUGC
Messenger RNA from Gigantopelta aegis, 2504 nucleotides. RefSeq names its product DNA ligase 1-like. The record is from RefSeq and is a predicted model, not a curated record. Bases 84 to 1619 code for a protein of 511 amino acids. Lineage: Eukaryota; Metazoa; Mollusca; Gastropoda; Neomphalida; Peltospiridae. The transcript has 11 exons.